Molecule: messenger RNA, 2733 nt
Organism: Toxotes jaculatrix (banded archerfish)
Lineage: Eukaryota; Metazoa; Chordata; Actinopteri; Toxotidae
Gene: capn9
Product: calpain 9
Exons: 19
Coding region: 119-2296 (725 amino acids)
Biological process (GO): proteolysis
Cellular component (GO): cytoplasm
Molecular function (GO): calcium-dependent cysteine-type endopeptidase activity; calcium ion binding
Source: RefSeq, a predicted model, not a curated record
UGUCCCUUCCAGCCCUACCAACCCGACGGGCUCGUCCUGCAUCAAACGCACGGCAGGCGACUCGCUCCAUCACACUCCACCUCGCGUCUCCUUCUCCUCCAUUCAGCUGAAGAAGACGAUGCCUCUCCAGUCCACUCUGUCCGGCAGAGGCUCCGGCUCGACCCAGGCCUUGGACACUCAGUCGGACGGGAAGUCCUUUGAGCAGCUGAGGCAGGAAUGCCUGCAGAAGGGAGUCCUGUUUGAGGACCCAGACUUCCCUGCCACCGACGCCUCGCUCUUCUUCAGCCAGAGCGUUCCCGUGCAGAUUGAAUGGAAGAGGCCCACGGAGCUCUGCAGCGACCCGGAGUUCAUCGUGGGUGGCGCGGACAGGACAGACAUUUGUCAGGGACAGCUCGGGGACUGCUGGCUCCUGGCAGCCAUCGCAUCCCUGACCCUCAAAAAAGAAGCACUGGCCCGAGUCGUCCCCCACGACCAGGGGUUUGACCACAGAUACGCCGGCAUCUUCCACUUCCAGUUCUGGCAGCACAACAAAUGGCUGGACGUGGUGGUGGACGACAGACUGCCGUCGGUGAGGAAUCAGCUCAUCAUGCUUCACUCUGCCUCCAGCAACGAGUUCUGGAGCGCGCUGCUGGAGAAAGCCUACGCCAAACUGCACGGCAGCUACGAGUCCCUGAAAGGCGGCAGCACCAUGGAGGCCAUGGAGGAUUUUACCGGCGGCGUCGGGGAAAUGUACGACACCAAGAGCGCUCCCAGCGACCUGUUCUCCAUCAUGAAGAAGGCCCUGGACAGAGGCUCCAUGAUGGGAUGCUCUAUCGAUGUAAAGACCAGACCCUCCAAAAACUGUUUUGAAUGUGUGGUAUCCAUGUGUUUAGUUUGGUUUAGUCUCACAGUUUUAAACCUGUCUGGGUGUUUUGGUUUUCUCCAGAUCUCCAGCUCCGCGGAGUCUGAGGCCAAGACGACCACGGGCCUGGUGAAGGGACACGCGUACUCCAUCACAGGCCUGGAGGAGGUGAAUUUCAGAGGUCAGAAGGUCCAGCUGAUCCGGAUCAGAAAUCCCUGGGGUCAGGUGGAGUGGAACGGCCCCUGGAGUGACAACUCCAGAGAGUGGAAUUAUGUGGACAAAGCAGAAAAAACUCGCAUCCUGCAGAAUUCAACAGAGGACGGUGAAUUCUGGAUGGAGUUCGAGGACUUCAAACGGAACUACGACAAGGUGGAGAUCUGCAACAUGACGCCCGACUCCCUGAGCGACGACACAAAGCGCCACUGGGAGGUCAGCAUGUUCGAGGGAAACUGGAUCCGAGGCUCCACCGCUGGAGGCUGCAGGAACUACAUCGACACAUUUUGGACCAACCCGCAGUUCAAGCUGGAGCUGGAAGACGCCGAUGACGACGACGACGACGUGUGCAGCGUGGUGAUCGCUCUGAUGCAGAAGAACCGACGGAAGCUGAGGAAGGAAGGCCUGGACCUGGAGACCAUUGGCUUCGCAGUGUAUGAGGCUCCGGACGAUGAAGACCACCAGGGGAAGGACUUCUUCCGCUACCACGCAUCCAAGGCUCGUAGCAAGACCUACAUCAACAUGCGGGAGGUGUCGGAGCGUUUCACACUGCCUCCUGGGAAAUACCUGCUGGUCCCCACCACCUUCCAGCCCCACCACGAGGCCGACUUCCUCAUCAGGAUCUUCUCUGAGAAAAAGGCGGCGGCACUGGAGAUGGGAAGCGACGUCGAUGCCGACCUGCCGGAUCCGCCCAUGCCCAACCCUCCCGAGGAGGAAACAGAUGAGGAGAGAGGACUGAGGCGGCUGUUUGAGCAGCUGGCUGGUGCGGACAAAGCCAUCUCUGUCAGGGAGCUGCAGCAGAUGCUCAACGGCGUUCUCAGCAGACGGAAAGAAAUCAAGUUUGACGGCCUGAGUCUCAGCACCUGCCACAGCAUCAUCAACCUGAUGGACGUGGACAACACGGGGAAGCUGGAGUUCCAGGAGUUUAAGGUCUUCUGGGAAAAGAUGAAGAAGUGGAUUAUGCUCUUCCUGUCCUUUGACACCGACCGGUCGGGGAAGAUGUCGUCCUACGAGCUUCGCAGUGCUCUCAAAGCUGCAGGCAUGCACCUGAACAACCAGCUCCUGCAGCUCAUCGGCCUCAGGUUUGCUGAUCCCAACUACGACAUCGACUUCGACGACUACCUCACCUGCAUCGUGCGUCUGGAGAACAUGUUCAGAGCUUUCCAAGCUAUGGACAAAUUCCAGAGGGGGCGGGUGAGAAUGAACAUCAUGCAGUUCCUGAUGUUGUCGAUGAACGUGUGAGGACAAACAGAAGCCACCAGAAGAACAAACACGGUCAUAAAGAGGCCGCAAUGAUAAACACACACUUUUUUUUUCUCCAGAUCCAAAUUCCCUUUUGAAAUGUCACUGGACAAAUAAUGUGAGAUGCUGUCUGAGCUGGGGGGGUGGGGGGGUAUUGUUUUAUUUUUUUCUGCUCUCUGCAUGAAUGGAGAUAAAUUUGGAAUAAAAAUUUUGUCUUUGAUGUAAAGAAAAAUUACAGACUUUAAUUUUACUAUUAUUACUGUACAUUACUGCAACUCUGAGGUACUCGAUUUAACUUUAUAUAUGUUCUAGUACAUUUAAAAGGACAAUACUGUACUUUUACUCCACUACAUUUAACAUUGUAAAUUCAAAAACAUUUGAUUAACCUCCACCAAACAGAUGUUUCCCAUCCGAUGAUUUUACUUAAAUAAAUAAAU